AUGAGUCACAAGCACUCCGACCCGUACGCCGGCUCGGACCCCGAGAAGGUCGGCUUCGAGCACGCCGACAACCUUGCCAACUCCGUCACCGGCUCGCACGACGUCGACGACAUCGAUGGCGGCUUCACCAAGGAGGAGCAGCGCGCCAUCAUCCGCCGCGUGGACCGACGUCUCGUCGUGACCGUCGGCGCCAUGUACUGCGUCUCGCUGAUGGACCGCACGAACUUGUCUGCGGCCGCCAUUGCGGGCAUGACGGUGGAGCUGAAGCUCAUGCUCGAGAACCGAUACAACAUUGCCUCGCUUCUCUUCUUCAUUCCGUACAUCAUCUUCCAGCCGCCCUCGACCAUCAUCGUCCGCAAGAUCGGCCCGAGACUUCAUCUUGGCGGACUCACUCUGCUCUGGGGUGCAGUGAUGAUCGGAAUGGGUUUCGCGCGUACUUACUCUCACCUUUAUGCGUGCAGAAUCCUGCUCGGUGUCUUGGAGGCUGGCUUCUUCCCGUCCUGUGUCUAUCUUCUCAGCACAUGGUACACGAGAUACGAGGUCGGCAAGCGAUACUCCGUCUUCUACCUGCUCGGCUGCGUCGCCUCCGCCUUCGCCGGCAUUCUCGCCUACGGCCUCAUGCAGCUCAACGGCCGCGAGGGUCUCACGGGCUGGCGCUGGAUCUUCAUCAUCGAGGGUGUCUUGACCUGCGCACUCGGAAUUGCCGGAUACUGGCUGCUGGUCGACUUCCCCGACUCCAAGCGCAAGUCGUGGAACUUCCUCGGCGAGCGCGAGCGUGCCUGGGUUGUUGCCCGUGUGAACCGCGACCGUGGCGAUGCGCACAUGCCUGCGUUCAACUUGAAGAGAUUCCUCAGCGCUGGCACCGACUGGAAGAUUUGGGCCUACGCCAUGAUCUUCUUCAACACCACCACCGUGUCGUAUGCGCUGGCGUACUUCCUGCCCAUCAUCCUCCAGGUCAAUAUGGGAUUCAGCGUUGCCAAGGCGCAGUGUCUCAUCGCACCCCCGUACGCCUUCGCCGGCAUCGUCAUGUACGCCACCGCCUGGCUCGGCGACAAGUACAAGUUCCGCGGCCCCGUGAUCCUCAUCAACAUGCUCUUCCUCAUCGUCGGCCUCCCGAUUAUGGGCUUCCAUCCGAGCUCCGGGGUGCGCUACUUUGGCGUCUUCCUCACCACCGCCGGCGCCAACUCCAACAUCCCCGCCGUCAUGGCGUACCAGGCCAACAACAUCCGCGGCCAGUGGAAGCGCGCCUUCUGCUCCGCGACACUCGUCUCCUUUGGUGGUAUCGGCGGUAUCGCGGGCAGUUUGCUGUUCCGCGAGCAGGACAAGCCGCACUACCGCCCCGGCAUGUACGCCUGCAUUGCGUGCAGCUUGUUGACGAUGAUUCUCGUGGGGUUGCUGAGCCUCGACUUUAAGCGCCAGAACGGCAAGGCGGACCGGGGUGAGAAGGAGCUUGAAGCGUCUGAUGAGGGUGCCCAGCCCGGAUUCCGGUAUACCUACUAG
Molecule: messenger RNA, 1500 nt
Organism: Colletotrichum chrysophilum
Lineage: Eukaryota; Fungi; Ascomycota; Sordariomycetes; Glomerellales; Glomerellaceae
Exons: 5
Coding region: 1-1500 (499 amino acids)
Biological process (GO): transmembrane transport
Cellular component (GO): membrane
Molecular function (GO): transmembrane transporter activity
Source: RefSeq, a predicted model, not a curated record